UAGAUUAAAAAUUAUAUUUAAUAUAAAAUGUUUUGUAUGCUAAUCUACGCUUAAUUCACACUUUAGUGUACGUUCUUUUCAAAUUUCGGAUCAAAUAUCUCGCAUCUACUACGAUUAUUAUUAAUAUUAUAAACAUAAGUUGCCAUUUAGUAAUACACAUAAUUAGUAAAAUUGGACAAUGAUCGAUCUCAAGUUAGUUACUCUGUGAGGCAGGGUAUAAAAUUGUUAAUUACCGAUAAAUAGUUUGUAAUAUAGACUGUUGGUACUAUGUUUGGGACAAUAUUCUUCUUCAGUUCAGAAUUGAUGCAUAACUCAUUAAGGGGGAAGCUGUUGUGAUUUCACUUUUAUACUCAUACCUUACCAUGAAUCAAAACAAAGUGUUAAGUAAAGCAGAAGAUAUUGCAGAUGAGGUGUUACGUUAUAGUAAACAUGUAAUGCCACAUCUUGCCCGACUUUGCCUAGUCAGUACUUUCAUUGAAGAUGGUAUAAGGAUGUGGCUACAGUGGAGCGAUCAACAGGACUUCAUUAAAACAACUUGGAAUUGUGGAUGGUUUCUAGCAUCAUGUUUUGUGUUAUUUAAUUUGGUGGUCCAGCUCAGUGGAUCUUCCAUGGUUUUGAUUCGCCAGAAGGUGGAAGUAGCAUGUGGACUACUGUUUUCCAUUGUGGUAUUGCAGACAUUUGCCUAUAACCUUGUCUGGAAUGUUCAGUUUCUACUAAGAGGUCUUUCUCUGAUCGGUGCUCUUUUGCUUCUUCUUGCCGAAAGUAGAGUUGAGGGAAAACGACUAUUUGCUGGAGUACCAAGUCUUGGAGAAAAUAAACCACGAAACUAUCUGCAGCUUACUGGUCGAGUUUUACUGGUCUUUAUGUUCAUGACAGUCUUACGUUUUGAGGUGUCUAUUAUUCAGAUAAUCCAGAAUGUUGUUGCUUCUGCAUUGAUGGUACUUGUCACUGUUGGUUACAAGACCAAAUUAUCAGCUCUUUUUCUUGUCGUUUGGCUCUCUGUUUUGAAUAUUUACUUAAAUCCCUGGUGGUCAGCACAUUCAUAUUUGGCUGACUUUUUGAGAUAUGACUUCUUUCAAACAUUAUCUGUGGUUGGUGGACUACUGAUGGUAGUAUCCAUGGGUCCAGGGGGGGUAAGUAUGGAUGAGCACAAGAAAAGAUGGUAGGACCCUUUAAUUUGAAGGUUUGGCUGUUUACUUCGUAUACAAAAAAAAUCCUUUCUCCAGAAAUGCAUGAUAUUACUGCCUGGGUAUUUUCUCUGUUGUUUCUUUUAUUAAAACAUUUCUUUUUAUUAAGAAGGAAAAUGCAUCUGUUGAAAAGUAAAGGGACUUGCAUGGCUUUUUAUUUUAGUAACUGAUAUUUCUACCAAAGCCUCUAUACCUGAUGUUUAAUAAAAUAUGAGUCACAAAGGAGAUUUUAUUUGUUAUGAUCCAAUCCAAUAUUUUUAAAAGGGGAAUGAUCUUCCAAGCAAUGUCAUUUACUUUAUUACAGAGAAUUCUAUGAAACAACUUAUUCAAAAAAAUUUGCAAUUAAGUCCAGCAAAACCUCAAGAAAAAAUAUUAUAAAUUUACAAAUAAGUCUUUUGAUAUGCAAAUAAUGCAUUUUGUGUCAACCAUGGAAAGCCUAGUUUGUCGUUCUAGAGGGGGGGGAUAAAAAUUUAAUUGUGCAAAUACUUGAUUAUGCAAAAUGUGCUAAUUAUUUUCAAUUUUCCUACGGUUGAGACUUUCCACUCAACAUAACUACUAAACCCAUCUUCAGCUAUAUCAUGUUACGGAUGUAAUUAGGUAACAGUGUUGCCCAUCGACAUUUUUAUACUGGUUCUUAUGACCACUGAUAAUCUUAAAAUAUUUCUUAUCAGUUAACACUAAACUUUUAAGUGCAAAUAAGUAAUUUUUUACAAUAUUAUUUUCUCGGAUGAAUUGUAGCUUUCAACUGUGUAAUGGUUUAACUGUGAGCCAUCAUCAUUGUGAGGGAAUGUGAUUAUAUUUCUGUAUUAAUUAACUAUCAAAUAUUGAACCACUUCCCCCAAUUUAAAUCCUAACCUGUGUGCUUAAAAGUAUUUAGAUAAACUUUGUUUUAAUAAUUGCAUUGUAAUUUGGAACCUUCAAAACAUUUUUGGCUUUAUUUUUAAAACUUUAUUUUAUGUUUAGUUUAGUUAAGAAGUCUUCUUUUUGUGGUUAGGUUAUUCUUUUGACAAUAAAUGAUCCACAUCACAACUUAUAAACUCUUAAACUCUAUUUUAUUAUUGUUCCUAUUAAACCAAAAUAACUGUCUGUAAGGAAAAGUUUUAAAUUUUCUUUAUUGUGUUUCAUUUGAAUCUGAUUUAAAAUAUAAAUACUUCAAGUGGUAUUCUCUUUGUAUGGGCAGUCAACUUGAGGAAAGUCAAAUAAACUUUCUAGUCAUCUCUA
Molecule: messenger RNA, 2408 nt
Organism: Limulus polyphemus (Atlantic horseshoe crab)
Lineage: Eukaryota; Metazoa; Arthropoda; Merostomata; Xiphosura; Limulidae
Product: surfeit locus protein 4 homolog
Exons: 5
Coding region: 363-1166 (267 amino acids)
Biological process (GO): Golgi organization
Cellular component (GO): endoplasmic reticulum; endoplasmic reticulum-Golgi intermediate compartment; membrane
Source: RefSeq, a predicted model, not a curated record